Strongyloides ratti is the source of this 1233-nucleotide messenger RNA. RefSeq names its product FMRFamide receptor. The coding region runs from base 1 to 1233 and encodes 410 amino acids. NCBI's taxonomy places the organism in Eukaryota, Metazoa, Nematoda, Chromadorea, Rhabditida, Strongyloididae. The record is from RefSeq and is a predicted model, not a curated record. Gene Ontology annotation, biological process: G protein-coupled receptor signaling pathway. Gene Ontology annotation, molecular function: G protein-coupled receptor activity. The transcript has 3 exons. Gene Ontology annotation, cellular component: membrane.
AUGGUAUUAGAUAUUAUGGCGUUAAAUGACACAACUGCCAAUGAUAAAUAUCUUGAAUUUUUUGAUGAUAACAAUCUAGUAACUAGUGAGUCACUCUUAACAGAAUCUGUCAAGUCAAUGGAAGAUGAAGCAUGGGUUCAUACAGGAAAAGUAGUGUUAUCAAUAAUAUGUUUUGUUAUGUGUAUCAUUGGUGUUAUUACAAAUACCUUUUCAAUAAUUAUUUACACAUCAGUAAAUUUUAGAAAAAGAUCUAUAAAUAUUUUGUUAACUGGAAUGUCAGCAAGUGAUUUAGUUGUAUGCCUUUUGGCUGUACCAGUAUUUAUUGGAACUGAAUUACCAACAUUAUUUCCCAAAAUUGAAUUACCACCAAAAAUAUUAGCAUACUGUAUUGUUUAUUUAUAUCCAAUCACAAUAAUGGCAGGUUGUAUGUCUGUUUGGAUGCUCGUAUCAAUUACUGUAGAUAGGUAUUUAGCUGUUUGCCAUCCAUUUAUGGUUCGUGUUUAUUGUACUAUUAAUAGAGCUAAAAUAACAGUUGUUGUUAUAACAAUUGUAACAAUAGCAUUUAAUUUUGUUAGAUUUUGGGAAUUUGAUAUAGCAGAACCAUCUGAAGAAACAGGAGGAUUUGCGUUUAAAAAAUUACUUAGAGCUGAUCCAAUAUUUAUGUUAGUAUAUCAAAAUAUUGCCUAUAUAAUAAGUCAAUAUCUUUUACCAUUAUUUGUUUUAUGUCUCCUUAAUUUAGAAGUAGCAAAAACAAUUCUUAAAGCUACAGAACAAAGAAGAGAAUUAGUAAGUAGUGUAAAAACAGAACAUCAAACAGCUAAGAUGAUGAUAUUUGUAGUAAUAGUUUUCAUAUUUUGUUAUACAUUUGGGAUUUUUUUAAAUUUAUUAGAACAUUUAUAUCGUGAAAUUUUUGAUACAACUAUUGGAUAUAUGUUAAAUGAUAUAAAUAAUAUUCUUGUUGUUUUUAAUUCUUCUAGCAAUUUUAUAUUUUAUGUUAAAUAUUCUACUCGAUAUAGAGCAAAAUUACGUGAGCUUAUUGGAUAUUGUUUUUUAUGUUCAUCAAAUUCAAAAAAUAUAUAUUCUGAGGGAAAAAAUAUAGGUAAAAAAAUUACUAAUGUUGGAUAUUCUGUUGUCAAUCAAGGAAAUGUACCAAAUUCACCAACAUGUUAUAAAAAAGAUGAAAAUGUCAGGGUAAUGGAUAAUAGUUUGUUGGAGGAACAAAUUAUUAAUUAA